This is a messenger RNA of Naegleria fowleri, 1275 nucleotides long. RefSeq lists its product as uncharacterized. The transcript has 2 exons. The record is from RefSeq and is a predicted model, not a curated record. Lineage: Eukaryota; Heterolobosea; Eutetramitea; Acrasida; Naegleriidae. The coding region runs from base 1 to 1275 and encodes 424 amino acids.
AUGGCUGAAGUUCCAGAACUCGUUCAUCAUCAUCUUCACUACUUUUUCAUUGCCUCUUGCGAAGAUUAUUUAGAAACAACUCUCCAAAGACAUGAACCUCUUUCUGAAUGGACGACCAUUCAAUUAAAUAACAAACAAGAGGAUGAACAUUCCGAAGAAGAAGUAGGGAUGAUGAGAGUAGAACGACAAUUUAUUGUGUUUGAUUGGUUGGAAAGUUUCAAGGAAACGAAGAAGGCUUCUUCUUCUUCUUCGGAACAUGUCUCCGUUGAUGGAUUGUACGAGUACUUGAUGAAAAGAAUUCUUGCAAGUACAACUCUUGAUGAUAAGUCGAAGGAAAAUGAAGACUCUUUGGAGAAUAGAAAGAUUGAUAUUAAUAUUGUUAUUCGUACGACAUGGAAUUAUGUGGAUUACUAUGAUGAGUUUAUUGAAUGGUUACAUAUUUUGGAACAGUUGCAGGCCAAGUAUCAAGAUGUUAAUCAUCAUGUGAUGAUUCGAGUAUUUAAUGAUCCCUCUCUCAUGAUUUGGAAUUCGAGUAAGAGAUAUUUGUUUGAAAUUCAAGAAGAGUGGAAUGGGUACAAUAUUGUUCCGUCACAAAUUGUGGAUUUUGAUAGUGUGAAAAAUUUGAAUGAUGAUGAAGUGGUGAACAAGUAUUGCUUAAUGUUUAAUAAUUGUGAGAAAUUGGUUUUCAAGCCAUUAAUAUCGGCUGGGUCUUUCAAUACUUUUGUUAUUGGAAAAUCAAGAGAGACGAACGACAAAGCAUCAGUCGACUAUUUAACAAAUAGAGAGGAAAAUUUGAAAAUUAUUCGAAAGGAUCUUUCUGAAUCAUGUCAGUCUAAACACAGGGAUAGAAAGUUAUAUAUUGUUCAACCAUUUUUGGAUUGCAUAGUCAAUGACGGUGAAUAUAGUUUUAUUUAUGUGAAUGAAAAACUGUCACACACGCUCCAAAAGAGACCUAAAGAUGGAGACUUUAGGGUGCAAGGAGAAUUUGGAGGAUCCAAUACAUAUGCAGACUUGAGCCGAUUUAAUGAAACAAUCCUAGCAAAUGGACAGCACUUAUUUGAAAAGAUUAAAAAAGAGAAAUCUCCAAAUUCUUUCAUAUUGUACUGCAGAUUGGAUGUUGUCAUUGAUUGGAACUCAAAUAACAUCAGCAUUUGUGAAUUAGAGUUAUUGGAGCCUCACUUGUACUUUGAGACCAUCAAUCCAAAUGAUCCUUCAGUUGCCAUCCAAAAGGAGAAUGAACUCUAUGACUCAGUUGUGAAACAUAAUAUUGCUUAA